Closterium sp. NIES-65 is the source of this 1100-nucleotide messenger RNA. The record is from the annotation of a GenBank genome assembly. NCBI's taxonomy places the organism in Eukaryota, Viridiplantae, Streptophyta, Zygnematophyceae, Desmidiales, Closteriaceae.
AUGUCUACUAAAAGGCUAUUCGGAGGCACGACUAUACUUUUCCUCCUCGCCCUCCUUGUUCCUGACCCCACCGGUCGCACCCCUCCCUUCCCAUCGGCUUCUCGCCUUCUCCUCCACACUGCAGCCGCAUGCGCACUCCCCUUCCCUCCCCGCUCACCUCCUUUUCCCCCUGCUCUCUUCCUCUCCCCCCUUCUCUCCUCCUCUCCCCCCUGCUCUCCUCCUCUCCCCCCUGCUCUCCUCCUCUUCCCCCUGCUCUCCUCCUCUUCUCCCUGCUCUCCUCCUCAUCCCGCUGCGUUGCUCUCUUUCCCCCCCUCCUGCAAUCAGCGACGUGGGGCGUGGGUCGUCAUGCCACCACCUAACGAGCAAAUGCUCCUCUCUCCCCGCUCAUACCCUUCCCCCUCUCUCUCCGCCCCUCCCCCCCCUCUCUCAACCUCUCUCCCUCAGCAGUCCUGCUUGGAGGAAUUUUAUGCCAUGACGCAUCGAUUCAUUCACCCAGCAACUGCUAUUCCCUCUACUUCGCUCCUCUGCCAUCCCACUUGUCGUCAGUUGUCAAAGAUUUGGGAGGCGCCACAAGGAGUUGUCAAAGUCCCGCCUCUCAAGGAGCUAUCGGAGGUGUGGGGCAUCGACUUAGUGAGCGGCGGGGACUGCGCAGAAUCUAGCUUCCAGCGUCACUCGUUUCGCGCUUCGACACCAUUCCAGACGUCAUCACCAACCUCACACGACUCACCUCCCUGUGAGCCACUCUCCCUGCGCUCUCCCUCCCUGCGCUCUUCCUGCGCCCUCUCCCUGCGCUCUCCCUCCCUGCGCUCUUCCUGCGCCCUCUCCCUGCGCUCUCCCUCCCUGCGCUCUUCCUGCGCCCACCCUCUGCGCUUCGACACCAUCCCAGAUGUGAUCACCAACCUCACACGACUCAUCGCCCUGUCACCCUCUCACCUCCCUGUAACAGGAGAGCACGGCAGGGAUCUGGGGUUCGUCAGCAUCGGAGGCACCCUACCCGCCAGCAUGGGUAACAUGCCCAACCUGCAGAAGCUGGUGAUCGGCCAGGUGGACUCGGGGAGCAUCCCGGCCUCCUUUGGCAACAUGUCCAGCCUGCAAGAACU